This is a messenger RNA of Paramuricea clavata, 825 nucleotides long. The record is from the annotation of a GenBank genome assembly. Lineage: Eukaryota; Metazoa; Cnidaria; Anthozoa; Malacalcyonacea; Plexauridae.
AUGCAACCACGGAACGAUCUGUUACUCGAUGAGAACAUACGUCCGUGCCAUUCGGCUUUGAAUGGCCACGGCGACAUCGUUGCUGUAAGGUCUGAGGAAGACUUGAAAGUUGUUUCGAAAACAGGAGAAAGCAAGUUAGUUACAUUAACUGACCCCACAGAAGACAAAGUUAUCGAGCGUUAUAUUAAAGGACUUGCUAUUGACAACAAUAACAACGUUUAUAUUGUUAGGUGUCUUGAAACACGCGGGGAAAAUGGCGAUGGAAUUAGUUACGUUUUGAAUGUAUUGGAUGAUACAUACAAUGAAAAAAACCGUUGCACAUUGAAUUUUCUGAGGGCAACAGGUAGUGGAAUAAAAUUAGCGAUAAACAGAAACAAUGACAUCAUCAUGAUCAAAAACGAUGAUUCCUACGUGUACGUCUGUGACAAUUCUGGGGAUUUGAAAUUCAAGUUUGAACGAGAUUCAAGUCAAGUGCCCUGGUAUUCAUUCAAUAUUUCUAACGAAAAUGAUAUAAUGAUAUCAUCAGAUGAUAACCGAGCUAUUGAGUUAUAUACCGAGAAAGGAAAUGCAAUGUCGGUAAUAAAAGCACCAGUAGGUCACAAAGUUGUGGCGGUUGCAUUUCAUCAUGUCAUUUGUAAAAUAGUUGUACUGUCGUUUAACUUUCGAAGUGAUUCCUAUUUCCUUCUCGGCUACUCCAAAACAGUCGAACUGGAGACCUCAACCUUCUUCAGUAAAAGGAGUUUGGGUGAACAUAUACCUAUUAUCACAUCUCAUCCAGGGGGUCCAAUAGCUGUUGUAUGGGCGAGAAUAAUAGUUUAUAUAUAA